Messenger RNA from Haemonchus placei, 387 nucleotides. NCBI's taxonomy places the organism in Eukaryota, Metazoa, Nematoda, Chromadorea, Rhabditida, Trichostrongylidae. The record is from the annotation of a GenBank genome assembly.
AUGCUGCGUUUCACUGUGCGCGUCACUUCGAGCGUCUGUGUUGCAAUGACCGCCUUUGACAUCGUGGGGCAUCCAGCCGUUGUCACAGGAGCGUCAAUGUCGCCAACACUCGAGGGUUCCGAUUCGCGAUGGUGGCACAGAGAUCUGGUUUGGCUCAGCCCAUGGGGCAUUCGAUCACCAAAUAUUGGCGACGUACUCACCUUCAUAUCUCCAAGAGAACCCGACAUGAUGCACAUCAAGCGAGUAACAGGGCUAGAAGGCGAUCUGGUCAUUGAUAAUCCGGUUAACGCCAACGAUAGCAAUAUAUACGGACCAGUAAGCCGUGGUCUGGUGAAGAAUCGAGCGACACAUAUAAUUUGGCCACCGAGCAGGUGGAGACGAUUGUAG